Hypomesus transpacificus is the source of this 2757-nucleotide messenger RNA. Its product is annotated as globoside alpha-1,3-N-acetylgalactosaminyltransferase 1-like. Gene Ontology annotation, molecular function: hexosyltransferase activity. The record is from RefSeq and is a predicted model, not a curated record. Gene Ontology annotation, cellular component: Golgi apparatus; vesicle; membrane. Gene Ontology annotation, biological process: carbohydrate metabolic process. The transcript is spliced from 5 exons. Bases 488 to 1033 code for a protein of 181 amino acids. Lineage: Eukaryota; Metazoa; Chordata; Actinopteri; Osmeriformes; Osmeridae.
CAUUGAGACCAAUGCAGCCUGUAGCCCCAUCACCAUCCCUGUCUCCACCCACUUGUCUGAUGUUAAAUCAAGGACACGAGACAUGCUAGCUCCUCAGGGGUAAGGGCACAUUGCAUCCUACUGAUAUAUUUGCUACACCGACCAGUUCUCCUACUGCAGCGCUGUGUUAGGCAGCCAGUGGACCAUGGUUUACCUGUGGCCCAGUUAGUCUAAACUUGUAAAACCAGAAUGGUUGGUGGAUCCUGUAGUGCAUGAGACCAUGUCCUAAUCUCUAUAUACAAGGACCUGUAACCAUAUAUUGUCUCUGCAGGUUAUUGUACACCCAGCCUACAGUGUUCCCAAGUCGUACUGACGUGGUGUUCGCGAGCCCCUGGUUGGCUCCUAUUGUCUGGGAGGGCAGCUUCAACAUCGCUCUCCUCGACAGUAUCUACAAGCCCAUGAACCUCACCAUAGCAACCACAGUCUUUGCUGUAGGAAAGUGAGAGUGAUGAAGGUGCCCAGCUCCAACCGCUGGCAGGAAAUCUCAGCUCGCAGGAUGGAGAUGAUCCAGCUGCUCAUCGAGAAUACGAUCAGGGGUCAAGCAGACUACAUCUUCUGUCUGGACGUCGACUCCAAGUUCCACGCUCACUUUGGGGUGGAAGCUCUGGGUCGACUGGUCGCCACCAUACACCCUAGUUUCUGGACACUACAGCGUGACCAGUUUACAUACGAACGCCGUCCGGAGUCACGGGCCUACAUUCCCUUGGGGGAGGGAGACUUCUACUACGGAGGUGCUGUCUUUGGAGGACUGCUGGAGGAUGUCCGCGCCAUGACAAAGACCUGCAGUCAGAAUUUUGAGGCGGACACGGCCAAUGGGAUCGAGGCAGCGUGGCAAGAAGAGAGCCACCUGAACAGGUACUUCCUGUAUAACAAGCCGUCCAAGUUACUGUCGCCUGAGUACCUGUGGAUGGACGUAGCUGGCUGGAACAAGGAGAUAAAGUUGGUUCGUUUCUCAGGGGUGGAAAAGAACUACGCAGAGAUCCGCCCAAACUGAGGACAGAUGUGAUCAGGGACGUGUUUCUAUAUCCCAGCAAAAAAACAUCUUUAAGUCUGUAACAUAAUGUUGUAUUUCAGUUGUCAUGUGAUUGCUCAUUUGAUGUGUUUUGAUUUUAGUAGUGUUGGAGAAAUUGAAGAUGUAACACAUUUAUCCUGUAUAAGAAUGAUUCUGUGUUCAGCAUUCCUUGUGUGUAGGGAGAAGCCUACCCCCAAAUCUGGACUUUGGGUAACAUGAGGCAUACGUAAACAAGGUGACCUGGGCUGACCACUCUCUCUUACUGGAGAGGCCAUAAAAGAUGUCUGGCCUUAUCUGUGUUGGGUGAAUCAUGUGGUCAAGCUUACAGGGGUCAAAAGGCACACACACGCACACACUCAAGCACGCACACACUCAAACACGCACGCACACACGUGCGCGCCAGGUCUAUGCAAGGAGCCAAUGAAGAAGAGCAAUGGAACAUUUGCAUGCCUUUGUCUUAACCAAUGACUGUAAAGGGCGGUUCUGCUUAAAUAGCUAGCUAGCGCAACAUGCUAGCGGACAAACUUGUAGCACAAUGGGGUGUGAUGUUUUUGUCUCCUUGUGGGCCGGCCACAAGCAAUAAAGCUUUCUUAAACUUGUUCACCGACUGACUGUGCAAUGCUUGAUAGAUUAAUAUUUUUGACAAGUAGCCAUAUAGUGUUCUUGUCAUUGUUUAGAUGUUUUGGGGUUUCACAGUUGUUCUAUAUUGAUUGUCUUGUACAGCCGUGGCCAAACGCAUUUGGAGCGACUGCUAACAUAAUUUACAUUUAGUCAUUUAGCAGACGCUCCAAUCCAGAGACACUUACAACAAGUACAGGGACAUUCCCCCAGGCAAGUAGGGUGAAGUGCCUUGUCCAAGGACACAACGUAAUUUGGCACGGACGGGAAUUGAACCGGCAAUCCUCAGAUUACUAACCCGAUAACACAUCCUGCACUGAUCAAAUGCAACUUGUUUUUCUCUGUAAAGAACACGAUUUUAAGUAUUUUGGUCAAGACUUGUAACUGUUUUAAAUUAUUGUACUCUCUGUGAACUAUAUUGUUAUUGCUUGCUUUUCUACAGGUACAUUCUUGCAUUUUGGAGGUUCAUGUUGUUUAAUUGUAAUUUGUUUAACUGCAUGCUCUUGUGGUUCAGAGCAUUGAAGGACAGUCUUCAUCUAGUGGAGGUGUUAAAUUUGACUAUGUUUAAUAUCAAAAUGAUAAAAUUCUUCAAUGUAUGUCAGCCAGGUUCCCUCCAUGUCUUGUGUGAAGAAAUGCUGGUCAUAUGUACAAGAAAUGUGUUUUAAAAGAAGUUUACAGCUAGGAGAUGUGAAGUCUGGGUGACCCGGAAGAGUUCUAUUCUUUUCACUUGGGGGGGGGAAGAGACAGUUGGUCUGAAGACUAUGUGGAUUCAACUGUAUUGUUCUAAAGAGUUAACCAAUAACAGAAGAGAGUUAGUAUAGCUGCAUGUCUGUAGGAUGGACCGAUGACUUUUGUGAACUGUCUUAUCUAUAAAUGGUCUGUUGAAGAAUGUUCUUGGGGGUUCAGGGCUAUCAGCUGGGUAGUGCUGGUGGGAUGGAUUCUCCCGGUUACAUUCUAGAAUGCGAGAUGGAGCUGUAUGGAAUUGUCUUUGUGUUAUUGUCUUAUGUUUGUGUGUCGAUGAUGUUAUGCUGGUAACAUUAUUAUGUUUACGUCAUACAUCAAAUAAACAUAAACUGUACUUCACCCGA